Messenger RNA from Aedes albopictus (Asian tiger mosquito), 7688 nucleotides. Its product is annotated as mucin-2-like. NCBI's taxonomy places the organism in Eukaryota, Metazoa, Arthropoda, Insecta, Diptera, Culicidae. Gene Ontology annotation, molecular function: chitin binding. The transcript has 2 exons. The coding region runs from base 632 to 7378 and encodes 2248 amino acids. Gene Ontology annotation, cellular component: extracellular region. The record is from RefSeq and is a predicted model, not a curated record.
AAAAAGUAGAUGAUGAUGAUGUUCAUUAAUCAUGAAUCACUUAUUUCUAGAACAAACAAAAAGGCCACCCAUUUGACUACUGUGCAAGUUAUCUAUUUUUUAAAUAUUUUGCAAUUCAAAGAUGUAUUGAUAAAGAUAACAUAUUAGUCAUUGUUGAUAUUGAAUCAUUUUGAAUAACUGCUGAAUGAAUAAAUGAAUGAAUGAAUACAAUGUAAUGUGACGCAGAAAAUUUAGAACAAUAGGUAGAUGUUCUUCCCGUUUUCAACAAUCAUAAUUGUUUUACCAGUUUCAUUAUUUGUUGCUUUUACAAUACACAGCAAAAGUACCGAUCAAAAAUCCACACACCAUGUGAGGUAAAGCCACUUCAAUUCCGUAUGAUUUUUUUGUCCGUGCUGGCUCGUGGAUAAAAAAAUCUCAAGAUAAAUCAUUGCAGUGCUAUCGCUAGACCACUUAAUAAUUUCAAGCAAGAAUUAAACAGAGGCACGUUGCAGCCGUCCGAUAGCUUUUAUCACUUUCGAUGGCACUUCAACUGUCCUGCAAACUAUCGAUAAAGUUUGCAAUUUGUGCCUACUAGUUUCUCAGUAGCACGUAUAGCCUUCGAUUGAAAACUUGUCAAACACAGCCCGGAAAUAUGUCUCCAUUCCGGAAUAUGAUCUCCAUACUCCUCGCUGUACUAUCUGUACCGCUAGUACUGUGCAGUAACGAAUGCGCUAGCAACACCCAAUCUGUAGCUCAAAUGGUGCCACACUCCGAAAACUGCGAGCAAUACAUCGUUUGUGUAGGACGCAUUAGGGUUUUGAGAUCUUGCCCAACGGGCACAGCAUGGGAUCCUACGCAGAAGAGUUGCACUUCAAGCGCAAUAGCAGUGCGAUGCCGAAAGAAACGAAAGAUGACCAUGGUCAGCUCAGACGUGACAAACGCACGAUCAAGUGCAGAUAUCGAAGCAUCGAUAUCCUGCACCAUCGAUGGAUCUUGCCCAGCGGUAUUCGAUCCGACCCAUUUGGUGCUGAGACCUCACAACAACUGUGAAAAGUACUACCUUUGCAUCUCUUUUCUUCCGGUGGUAUUGACGUGCCCCAAGCAGUUGCACUUCAAUCGUCAGUCCUGUGAAUGUGACCUUCCAAGUAAUGCACAGUGUGAAACGUUCACAUCCACAGAACCUCAGCCUACAACGGUUACGGAAACUACUCCAACAGAAGAAAUGCCUUCCACUGUAACAGAGACUGCAUCAACAGAAGGAGAACCUACUACUGUUACGGAGACCACAUCAACAGAACCAGAGCCUACAACUGUUACGGAAACAACUCCAACAGAACCAGAGCCUACAACUGUUACUGAAACAACUCCAACAGAACCAGAGCCUUCUACUGUAACAGAGACUGCAUCAACAGAAGGAGAACCUACUACAGUAACGGAGACCACAUCAACAGAACCAGAGCCUACAACUGUUACGGAAACAACUCCAACAGAAGAAGUUCCUUCUACCGUGACAGAGACUACAGCAACAGAACCAGAGCCUACAACUGUUACGGAAACAACUCCAACAGAACCAGAGCCUUCAACUGUAACAGAGACUGCAUCAACAGAAGGAGAACCUACUACAGUUACGGAGACCACAUCAACAGAACCAGAGCCUACAACUGUUACGGAAACAACUCCAACAGAAGAAGUUUCUUCAUCCGUGACAGAGACGACAGCAACAGAACCAGAGCCUACAACUGUUACGGAAACAACUCCAACAGAACCAGAGGCUUCUACUGUAACAGAGACUGCAUCAACAGAAGGAGAUCCUACUACAGUUACGGAAACCACAUCAACAAAACCAGAGCCUACAACUGUUACGGAAACAACUCCAACAGAAGAAGUUCCUUCCACUGUAACAGAGACUGCAUCAACAGAAGGAGAACCUACUACUGUUACGGAGACCACAUCAACAGAACCAGAGCCUACAACUGUUACGGAAACAAGUCCAACAGAACCAGAGCCUUCUACUGUAACAGAGACUGCAUCAACAGAAGGAGAACCUACUACAGUAACGGAGACCACAUCAACAGAACCAGAGCCUACAACUGUUACGGAAACAACUCCAACAGAAGAAGUUCCUUCUACCGUGACAGAGACGACAGCAACAGAACCAGAGCCUACAACUGUUACGGAAACAACUCCAACAGAACCAGAGCCUUCUACUGUAACAGAGACUGCAUCAACAGAAGGAGAACCUACUACAGUUACGGAGACCACAUCAACAGAACCAGAGCCUACAACUGUUACGGAAACAACUCCAACAGAAGAAGUUUCUUCAUCCGUGACAGAGACGACAGCAACAGAACCAGAGCCUACAACUGUUACGGAAACAACUCCAACAGAACCAGAGGCUUCUACUGUAACAGAAACUGCAUCAACAGAAGGAGAACCUACUACAGUUACGGAGACCACAUCAACAGAACCAGAGCCUACAACUGUUACGGAAACAACUCCAACAGAAGAAGUUUCUUCAUCCGUGACAGAGACGACAGCAACAGAACCAGAGCCUACAACUGUUACGGAAACAACUCCAACAGAACCAGAGCCUACAACUGUUACGGAAACAACUCCAACAGAACCAGAGCCUUCUACUGUAACAGAGACUGCAUCAACAGAAGGAGAACCUACUACAGUUACGGAGACCACAUCAACAGAACCAGAGCCUACAACUGUUACGGAAACAACUCCAACAGAAGAAGUUCCUUCUACCGUGACAGAGACGACAGCAACAGAACCAGAGCCUACAACUGUUACGGAAUCAACUCCAACAGAACCAGAGCCUACAACUGUUACGGAAACAACUCCAACAGAACCAGAGCCUUCUACUGUAACAGAGACUGCAUCAACAGAAGGAGAACCUACUACAGUUACGGAGACCACAUCAACAGAACCAGAGCCUACAACUGUUACGGAAACAACUCCAACAGAACCAGAGCCUACAACUGUUACGGAAACAACUCCAACAGAACCAGAGCCUACAACUGUUACGGAAACAACUCCAACAGAACCAGAGCCUUCUACUGUAACAGAGACUGCGUCAACAGAAGGAGAACCUACUACAGUUACGGAGACCACAUCAACAGAACCAGAGCCUACAACUGUUACGGAAACAACUCCAACAGAACCAGAGCCUACAACUGUUACGGAAACAACUCCAACAGAAGAAGUUCCUUCUACCGUGACAGAGACGACAGCAACAGAACCAGAGCCUACAACUGUUACGGAAACAACCCCAACAGAAGAAGUUCCUUCUACCGUGACAGAGACGAUAGCAACAGAACCAGAGCCUACAACUGUUACGGAAACAACUCCAACAGAACCAGAGCCUACAACUGUUACGGAAACAACUCCAACAGAACCAGAGCCUUCUACUGUAACAGAGACUGCAUCAACAGAAGGAGAACCUACUACAGUUACGGAGACGACAGCAACAGAACCAGAGCAUACAACUGUUACGGAAACAACUCCAACAGAAGAAGUUCCUUCUACCGUGACAGAGACGACAGCAACAGAACCAGAGCCUACAACUGUUACGGAAACAACUCCAACAGAAGAAGUUCCUUCUACCGUGACAGAGAUAACAGCAACAGAACCAGAGCCUACAACUGUUACGGAAACAACUCCAACAGAACCAGAGCAUACAACUGUAAUGGAAACAACUCCAACAGAACCAGAGCCUUCUACUGUAACAGAGACUGCAUCAACAGAAGGUGAACCUACUACAGUUACGGAGACCACAUCAACAGAACCAGAGCCUACAACUGUUACGGAAACAACUCCAACAGAACCAGAGCCUACAACUGUUACGGAAACAACUCCAACAGAACCAGAGCCUACAACUGUUACGGAAACAACUCCAUCAGAACCAGAGCCUUCUACUGUAACAGAGACUGCAUCAACAGAAGGAGAACCUACUACAGUUACGGAGACCACAUCAACAGAACCAGAGCCUACAACUGUUACGGAAACAACUCCAACAGAAGAAGUUCCUUCUACCGUGACAGAGACGACAGCAACAGAACCAGAGCCUACAACUGUUACGGAAACAACUCCAACAGAAGAAGUUCCUUCUACCGUGACAGAGACAACAGCAACAGAGCCAGAGCCUACAACUGUUACGGAAACAACUCCAACAGAACCAGAGCCUACAACUGUUACGGAAACAACUCCAACAGAACCAGAGCAUACAAUUGUAACAGAGACUGCAUCAACAGAAGGAGAACCUACUACAGUUACGGAGACGACAGCAACAGAACCAGAGCAUACAACUGUUACGGAAACAACUCCAACAGAAGAAGUUCCUUCUACCGUGACAGAGACGACAGCAACAGAACCAGAGCCUACAACUGUUACGGAAACAACUCCAACAAAACCAGAGCCUACAACUGUUACGGAAACAACUUCAAUAGAACCAGAACCUUCUACUGUAACAGAGACUGCAUCAACAGAAGGAGAACCUACUACAGUUACGGAGACCACAUCAACAGAACCAGAGCCUACAACUGUUACGGAAACAACUCCAACAGAAGAAGUUCCUUCUACCGUGACAGAGACGACAGCAACAGAACCAGAGCCUACAACUGUUACGGAAACAACUCCAACAGAAGAAGUUCCUUCUACCGUGACAGAGACGACAGCAACAGAACCAGAGCCUACAACUGUUACGGAAACAACUCCAACAGAAGAAGUUCCUUCUACCGUGACAGAGACGACAGCAAUAGAACCAGAGCCUACAACUGUUACGGAAACAAUUCCAACAGAACCAGAGCAUACAACUGUUACGGAAACAACUCCAACAGAACCAGAGCCUUCUACUGUAACAGAGACUGCAUCAACAGAAGGAAAACCUACUACAGUUACGGAGACCACAUCAACAGAACCAGAGCCUACAACUGUUACGGAAACAACUCCAACAGAAGAAGUUCCUUCUACCGCGACAGAGACUACAGCAACAGAACCAGAGCCUACAUCUGUUACGGAAACAACUCCAACAGAACCAGAGCCUACAACUGUUACGGAAACAACUCCAACAGAACCAGAGCCUUCUACAGUAACAGAGACUGCAUCAACAGGAGGAGAAUCUACUACAGUUACGGAGACCACAUCAACAGAACCAGAGCCUACAACUGUUACGGAAACAACUCCAACAGAACCAGAGCCUACAACUGUUACGGAAACAACUCCAACAGAACCAGAGCCUACAACUGUUACGGAAACAACUCCAACAGAACCAGAGCUUUCUACUGUAACAGAGACUGCGUCAACAGAAGGAGAACCUACUACAGUUACGGAGACCACAUCAACAGAACCAGAGCCUACAACUGUUACGGAAACAACUCCAACAGAAGAAGUUCCUUCUACCGUGACAGAGACGACAGCAACAGAACCAGAACAUACAACUGUUACGGAAACAACUCCAACAGAAGAAGUUCCUUCUACCGUGACAGAGACGACAGCAACAGAACCAGAGCCUACAACUGUUACGGAAACAACUCCAACAGAAGAAGUUCCUUCUACCGUGACAGAGAUAACAGCAACAGAACCAGAGCCUACAACUGUUACGGAAACAACUCCAACAGAACCAGAGCAUACAACUGUAACGGAAACAACUCCAACAGAACCAGAGCCUUCUACUGUAACAGAGACUGCAUCAACAGAAGGUGAACCUACUACAGUUACGGAGACCACAUCAACAGAACCAGAGCCUACAACUGUUACGGAAACAACUCCAACAGAACCAGAGCCUACAACUGUUACGGAAACAACUCCAACAGAACCAGAGCCUACAACUGUUACGGAAACAACUCCAUCAGAACCAGAGCCUUCUACUGUAACAGAGACUGCAUCAACAGAAGGAGAACCUACUACAGUUACGGAGACCACAUCAACAGAACCAGAGCCUACAACUGUUACGGAAACAACUCCAACAGAAGAAGUUCCUUCUACCGUGACAGAGACGACAGCAACAGAACCAGAGCCUACAACUGUUACGGAAACAACUCCAACAGAAGAAGUUCCUUCUACCGUGACAGAGACAACAGCAACAGAACCAGAGCCUACAACUGUUACGGAAACAACUCCAACAGAACCAGAGCCUACAACUGUUACGGAAACAACUCCAACAGAACCAGAGCAUACAAUUGUAACAGAGACUGCAUCAACAGAAGGAGAACCUACUACAGUUACGGAGACGACAGCAACAGAACCAGAGCAUACAACUGUUACGGAAACAACUCCAACAGAAGAAGUUCCUUCUACCGUGACAGAGACGACAGCAACAGAACCAGAGCCUACAACUGUUACGGAAACAACUCCAACAAAACCAGAGCCUACAACUGUUACGGAAACAACUCCAAUAGAACCAGAACCUUCUACUGUAACAGAGACUGCAGCAACAGAAGGAGAACCUACUACAGUUACGGAGACCACAUCAACAGAACCAGAGCCUACAACUGUUACGGAAACAACUCCAACAGAAGAAGUUCCUUCUACCGUGACAGAGACGACAGCAAUAGAACCAGAGCCUACAACUGUUACGGAAACAAUUCCAACAGAACCAGAGCCUACAACUGUUACGGGAACAACUCCAACAGAACCAGAGCCUUCUACUGUAACAGAGACUGCAUCAACAGAAGGAGAACCUACUACAGUUACGGAGACCACAUCAACAGAACCAGAGCCUACAACUGUUACGGAAACAACUCCAACAGAAGAAAAGCCUUCUACCGUGACAGAGACGACAGUAACCGAACCAGAGCCUACAACUGUUACGGAAACAACUCCAACAGAACCAGAGCCUUCUACUGUAACAGAGACUGUAUCAACAGAACCAGAUCCUACUACAGUUACAGAGACCACAUCAACAGAACCACAGCCUACAACUGUUACGGAAACAACUCCAACAGAACCAGAGCCUUCUACUGUAACAGAAACUGCAUCAACAGAAGGAGAACCUACUACAGCUAAGGAGACUACAUCAACAGAACCAGAACCUACAACUGUUACGGAAACAACUCCAACAGAAGUAGAGCCUUCUACUGUAACAAAGACUGCACCAACAGAAGGAGAGUCUACUACAGUAACGGAGAGCACAUCAACAGAAGGAGAAUCUACUACAUCGACAGCAAACAUGCCAUCUACUGUAACGGGCACUACUUCAACAGAAGCAACAACCACAUCUUCAACACAUUCGUCGGAUGCUCCUUCGACUACGACGAUCGCAACCAUCACUACAACGGCGGCCGCCACUCCAAAACCUCCCCUUGCUGAGCAGAUCAUUAUUGCUGUGGGCAAAACUAUCCAAAUUGUGGACAGCUUGUCGCAAAUAUUCUUCAACUUUAUUCAGCAGAGUUAAUUAGGAAAGCGACCGUCAAGACUGACCAGCUAGACAUUUCUUUUUUCACCUCGCUCUUCGUCUCACUCUCUCUCUCUUAUCCAUAGUAUCGAAUUGAAAAUCUUUUUGCAACUCUUGCGUAAAUUCUUGGUAUAUUAUGUCUUUCAGCGAUUUUUUUUUUCCAAUGAGCUUGAGACAGCCUUGUUAUUAACUAUGAUGAACAAAUGUACAAAUGCUGUAAUGAACAAAUAAAUGUUAAAAUGAUGUGUUAAACAAUAAUUUUUGUUUUCGUUAUUCUGUGUUAUCUUGAUACAAUAUAUCAUCAAUCUUA